Molecule: messenger RNA, 6898 nt
Organism: Camarhynchus parvulus
Lineage: Eukaryota; Metazoa; Chordata; Aves; Passeriformes; Thraupidae
Gene: FAM110B
Product: family with sequence similarity 110 member B
Exons: 3
Coding region: 3679-4791 (370 amino acids)
Source: RefSeq, a predicted model, not a curated record
UCGAUGAAAGUCUGCCGAAUAUUGGCCAACUUGCAUACCUUCCACAAUUUCUUCAUUUCCAACAGAGACUUGCUGGAGUCUCUUGUGACUGUGUCCUCAUGAAACCUGUGUUCUCUGGGAUCUGAUGAGUCUCUUGUGACUGUGUCCUUAUGAAACCUCUCCUGGCUUCUCUUGCUGGCGCAUCUAUAGAUGGCUCUGUCCUGUCACAGGUCCAGUGCAUGCUCCAGGUGCUCGUGUGCUAUCACCAUGGGUGGCAGGGCAGGCUGGUGGAGCUCUGCAUCAGCCUCAGUUGGAGUUUUAGCCAUCUGCUAUUGCCAAAUGUGGGUUCUUGUGAAUGACCACUGACCCUAAAUGUUAGCCCCACUGUGCAGUUCCCCAUAGCAUCCUGACCCAGCAUAGCGUCACAGUGGUUAAAAGCAAGUGUAAAAAUGCCAUAGACAUCAGCACUCUUCUGGCUGAUCUGCAGAGCCAAGCACAGAGGUUUAGUGAGUAUUGAUUCUGCUGCAGAGACAAAUAGGUGUCUCUUGAAAUGCACCUUUGCAGUUGUUUGUGGGUCCUUCAACUACUGCUGCCACCAUGAUGUUUUAAAAGAGAAAGCAACUCCUGGAAUAAACAGCCUGCUGCAAUGGUGUGUUGAGAGUGUGCUGCCAGGGCAGCCCUUGCUGGGGCUGUGGGUGAAUGCCCUUGGAGCCAGCAGCUCUGUGGGAGGAGGCAGAGGCUGGCUGCUGGGGAGCUGUGCUGGAAAUGAACAGGGUGAAGCAGUGAGGGCUUGGGGAGCUGCUGGGCAGAGGGGGGACACACAUGUAGGCUUAACAGCCUGCAUGGGAGGGAGCCAAAACUGAGAGCCCCAUAGCAGCUGAAGCCUGGUUAAUUCCUGUUUCAGUUUUUCUGGUCAUUUUUUGAAGUGUCAUACGUGCCUUCAUGGUUUGUGAAUGGGAAUUAGAUUAAAAGAAUGGUUUGGGUCUCUUUGACUUUAUUUUUUUGUUUGUGUAUCUUUUCUUUUUCUUAGCAUUCCAAAUAAUCAGAGGACUAGGGUAAAGGCUUUUAUUGGUCUUAUUCCCCUGUUGCUAUCUUUGGCAAAAAGUCAUUACAAAGAUAACAUUUUUGAUCUGAGCAUCAAAUCAUUGUGCAUCUUUUUCACAUGCCUCUUGAACUCUUCCAGUUAUGUUUUUAACCCCUGUAUAACUGCCUCUCCUGCCUUCUUCAUUAAGUACAUAGUUUCCUGGUUUCAAGGAGUAUGGCUGAGAAACUUGGAAUAUUCCACAGUAUUUUAAAGAAACACAGUUUAUAAAAAUUGAUGAGCUUCUUAGGUGAUGUAAUCUAAAAAGAAAGACUUAAUAAAACAGCCUUCUUUUAUCAAAACACAAAACUUCAUGUUGACUGAACAUUGAAUCAAAGAGUAAAAUGUCGCUAUUCCUGCACUUCUUUUUUAUUUCCAGCCAUAUAUAGCUUUGAAAAUAUUAUUUUUACAGCACUGAAGUUUACUUCUAGCACAGAGCAACUCUUUAUGAGCAAUUUUCACUGGCAGAUGAAGAAAGCUGUGACGUAGCUAUUUACAUAUUGCCAGUAAAUAUGGUCUUGCAGUGUUACCACAUUGAGAUCUUGUUCCGUUAGUAAAAUUUUAUAUAGUAGCAAAUAUAAUUUUUGUACUGAAGUAAGUACAAUAGCUAGAAAGUGUUUAUAGACAGCCUUUCAUAUCAUGCUCUUGGACUGUGCCUGAUAUUAUGUGGGGCUGGUGAUAAGAGCAAAGAAUUAGGAAAAAUGCCAGUGUGGGCACAGUGGAAUUCGUUAUUGCAGUGGGGUUCAAGAUCUUGCUAGUGUAAUGUUUAUGUGUAUGGUUUAUGUGUAACUUAAUCAAACAUCUUAGAAAUGCAUUGUAGUUUGUAUAUGCAUAAUGCAUAUGAUAUUUUUGUAAUAUCAGUCAUGAAAAAUGUACUGUAUCUCAAGAGAGAGCUGGCGCCACAACUGGUUUUUCCGAUAGUCAGGCUGUGUAUUUCCAUCUUGUCACUGAUGUUUGAAAACCUUUUGGUCAAUGUAGAGCUUAGGUGAUUAUAUGAACCAUGUGGGAGCAGGAAACAUCUGAAGAGUGUUUUUUUUCUGUUUGUGCUAAACAGAGUGAAGAUUAAUUGAAGUGUACUACCAAGGAAGACUAAACAAGCGUCUGUAUCUUUUUUCAUUAUUAUUUACCUGAUGUAAAAGCUCCCAGCAUCUUUCGAAUACACAAUGUUCUCUUGGAUCAUAACAUUCCUUUGUUUUGUGGACUUAUUUAUAGAAUAAGCAUAAGUAAGCAUGUACGACUUGGUUGUGUUAGUUCCCCUUGCAUCUGAGUAGUCUUUGCUCGUGGUAAGUAUUUCUCAAACGACUUAAGUUGUUUUGUAUAAUGGCAAAAAUUUCCUUGGCAUUUGCACCGUAGCCUCGUGAAAGCUUAGUUAGGACUUUAUGUGCCAAUGCACACAGAAGCCCUCUGAUCAUCUGGGUGUCCGCCCACGGGUAAAUGUAAAGGACAGAGGGGGUCCUGUUGACUUCUGUAGGGCUGCUGUGCACUGAAAGCAUGUGUGUGGUGCCUCUCUGAUCUGAGGUCCACGUUGUAGCCCGUGCAGUAAUGCACAAAAGCUGAGAUCUGCUCUGCAUGGUGCUGGCAAUGUGUACAUUGAAAACAAGAAUUCCUGCUGGCUGAACAAACGUCUUCGUUUUAUUGUCUCCUUAAAGCAGACCUAGCAAACUGCAAGUGGUGAGCUUCUCAAAGGGCACACCUAAACAGAUCCUGCUUUUCAGAGAUGGAGACAAACCCCCUCAUAGGUGAAUCACCCAGCAAAACAACAACACCACCGCAAAACCCCAGCCAGGGAUUUGAUGGUGACGCACCCAGACAAGCAGCAGUCGCAGACGGUGAUGCUGCGGGCUGCAAGGUGUGCUCGGCCGGGCCGUGGUUCCGCGGGUGCCUCGGCAGCCCUGCGCUCCCCGGGCAGCCCUGCGCUCCCUCGGCAGCGCUGUGCUCGGCGAAGGGCUAUAAUUAGAUUAGCAGCCUGCUCAGCAGCGGUGCCAGCCUGCGAGCCUCAGCGAGCAUGUGCUGGAUUCUGCAUGUGCCUCCCGCUUAUUGGCGGCCGGGGUUGCUGCCUGCCGGUUUGAUAGGUUUCCCCAGUAAUCUUUAUGCUGCAUUACAGACAUAGAUACAGAGAGGUACUGCGUGCAUGCAACGGGAGAGGUGCUCAGCUUGUAGCGUAAAAGAAAGCCCACAGAUGAAAGGCACUGGUCUUUGUUGCAAAGCGUCAGUACUUAAGGACUGCUAGCCUGGGAGUGGAGAGAAUUCUCUGGAGCGUUACAUUCUCCUGUUUGGAGUGUGGACAAGAGUUUGGCAUUCUGCUUUUACAGAUCGCUGCCGCUCGCUCCUGGAGCGCAGGGGGGACGGCCAGACUCCCGCAUCUUUCAGCAAGAAGAAAGGAGCCAGCGGAGCGGACUAAUACGGACUUGUGUCGGGUGCCCUUGCCCUACAAAGGCUGCCUUUAAAAGAGGAACGCAGUGCUAUUUAAUGAGCUGUGAGAUGAGGCACUGCUGCUAACGCUCAAAUCCCAGGAUUCAUCGGCUAUUCAUUGUGCUUAAUGUACAUGUUUCUGCACCGUGCAUUUAGGAGAUCCCAGAGAAGAAUCCAAAACGGCUGCGGGGGAAAGACCACCAAACAUGCCUACAGAAACAUUACCGACAGGUAGCAUGGUGAAGCCGGUCAGCCCUGCCGUGACUUUCACAUCUGCCGUUCCUCUCCGCAUCCUGAACAAAGGACCUGACUAUUUUCGCAGGCAGGCGGAGCCUAAUCCAAAAAGACUGAGUGCAGUGGAGAGGCUCGAAGCCGACAAGGCGAAAUAUGUCAAGAGCCAGGAGGUCAUCAAUGCCAAGCAGGAGCCUGUGAAGCCAGCGGUGCUGGCAAAGCCGCCGGUCUGUCCUGCGGCCAAGAGAGCGCUGGGGAGCCCCACCUUGAAAGUCUUCAGCAACAAUGCAAAGACUGAGAGUGGAGUCCAGAGGGAAAAUCUGAAACUCGAGAUUUUGAAGAACAUCAUCAACAGCUCUGAAGGCUCCAGCUCAGGCUCAGGGCAUAAGCACGGUCCCCGAAAUUGGCCACCCCACAGGGCCGAUUCGACAGAGCUGAACCGACACUCGUUCGCCGAAUCCUUGAAGGUUUACCCCACACAGGGCCGGAGCAGCCCCCAGGAGAGCAGCUCCAAUGUCAGCAGAAGGCUCCUAGAUCAGUCAGCAGAGACUUUCUUGCAUGUCUCUCACAGCUCUUCAGACAUUAGGAAAGUAACUAGUGCAAAGCCCUUAAAAGCAAUACCCUGCAGUAGUUCAGCCCCACCUCUGCCUCCAAAGCCCAAAAUCGCUGCCAUUGCCACCUUGAAAUCCCCAGAGAUUGAGGCGGUGGAGUCUGGAUGCGGAGUUAGUAGAAGACCCUCCCUACAGCGGUCAAAAUCAGACUUAAGCGACAGAUACUUUCGUGUUGACGCAGACGUUGAACGAUUCUUUAACUACUGCGGACUGGAUCCUGAAGAGCUUGAAAACCUUGGGAUGGAAAACUUUGCAAGGGCUAACUCUGAUAUUAUAUCCCUCAACUUUCGCAGUGCAAGCAUGAUUAGCUCAGACUGUGAACAGUCUCAGGACAGCAACAGUGACCUUAGAAAUGAUGACAGUGCCAAUGACCGUGUGCCAUACGGCAUUUCUGCCAUUGAAAGGAAUGCCAGAAUCAUCAAGUGGUUGUAUAGCAUCAAGCAAGCUAGAGAGUCACAGAAAGUGUCCCAUGUGUGAGAGAGAAAUCCACCAUAGAAAGAAGCAAGGACUGUAUCUUUGUCUGUGAAUAUUCAGUUUGUGAAGGGUUGUGAAGUCUACUUGAAGUCUUGUACCCUUCUCAAAUCUCUUUGUGUUGCUUGUUGUGCAAUGUUUCCAAGUUGCAUGCCUGUCAACAUGUGAGCUGACCUGGCUUCCACUUGAACAGUAACUAACUACAAAGCCUGGCUGAGCAUACACAUUAUCUGCCAAAAGUUUAAGACAAGAAUCUGAUUAGGGCUUCAGUAUAAUCCAAGUGUUUACAUGGAAAGGUUAUAUGACUUCUUUGGUAUUUAUGUGGUUCCUCGUGGAUUUUAUAUAUGUCACUUUUUGUCUUAAUACAGAUAUUGUCAACUGACUUUACUCGUUUCCAAGUUGAAACAGAAUCCCUUUGGGGGGAAGAAAAGUGGAAUUGGCUCAAAUACGAGGUUUAGGCAUACAACGAUAGGCAAAGCAGCCUUAUCUUUUGUAGAAAGUGCAUUAUUGGCACACAAAAGCUGUUUCUAAAAGGCAAAGAAUGCUAUGUUCUUAAAUUAUGUAUCGUUGUUAAGCUAUAUAUCCCUACUUGUAGUAAGGCACUGUUCAGUGAAAGUUUAUUUUUCCUAGGUAAGCUCCCUCUGUUUUACAGCAGAGGUAGUCUAGUGAAUCUGCUUGACCUCUGAUAAACUAAAUGAGACUUGCACUUGGGUUGGUGUAAGCAUUUUAAUGAUUUUGUAUUAUGCCAGUUGGAAAAACUUAAAGAAGGUUGGAGUCAACAGAUGAAAAUGGUGCAGGUGCAGGAUUUUGUGGGUUUGAUUUUUACUCAAAGAUUCCUGGUCUUAAACUUUUGACAGGAAUAAUUAGAUCCUAUAGCUGAUAUUGAAUGCCUUUAUUAGUCAAAACACAUCAUGACUACAAAUUCCAUGCUGUCUUAAUUUUUUUUGUAGACCUAUUUGAAGAGUUAGUGAACAAAAAUGGAAACACACAGCCAUAUCAAUAUAACGCCUCCUAUUCAGAAGUAAAUACGCUCAGUAGCUGAACUAUAUCUGAAAAAAUGUGAUUAUGUUGUCUUGCAUAUGUUAUAUCUAAGGCUGUGAAAGUUUGUUCCAGCUCUAGGAAAGUGUAGAAACAUGACAGUAUGUAGCUUUUCUUUUCUCUUUUUUUUUCCUCCUUAAGACGGUUAGUGCUGCGAAUCAACCUGUUACAAAUCUUUCAACAAUCUGUCUUCCCAGUGGUUUAAUUAACUGUCACUUCAACUGACAGUGGUGGUGUGGUAGUGGAGGAGUUGAAAGUACAGUGGUCUGCUUCAUUAUUAUUGUAUUCAAGCUUUGAAGUAAAUUGCAGCACUACCUUAUACUACAUCAGCUAAUAGGAAACUUUUUUAUUGUGUAAAUGCUGUAAGACUUUGUAUAUACUUCAGUUGUUACAAAAUCUUUAAAAGGAAGAGUGUUAUGCUAAUAAAAGCUCCUGGUGCAGGUAUGGUAGGGGUUUUUUGUUCUUAUUUUCACCCCUCCCAUCCUUAAAACUGUAUCAGGAACUCAAUUGCAGUGUGUUUUAGUGCUGUAGAAGGUCUUGGUUAAAUAAUAGUUCCAGUAAAAGGUUUCUUUUACUAAAGUGCUUUUCAGAAUAUAAUUUUUUAUAAAAUAACUAUAGCAGCAUGAUCUGUCUGGAGAACUAGAAGAGAUUUUCAAGACUCCUAAAAUAGCUUGCUUCUUCCUUACCUAGCAAUGUUACUGUUCCCGUUUAUAGCAUCUGUUCGUAAUGAAUCACCGCAGUCUUCUGAAUUAUUCUUCAGUAGUGCUUAUUUAUAUAUUUGAAUAUUAAAGAUGUUUUACAAAGUCGGGUUCUCUCUUUUCUCUGAGAAGCCUGUAGCCCAGCUUAUAACAGAUAGCUAUAGUUAAUGCAGGCAAGACUGGAAGUGGAGCCAUGCAGUCAUUUGUUUCCUAUGGAAUUAUCCUACAUCCAGUUUUAUAUAAUUGUUCUCUAAAUGUUUGUUUAUGGAGGGAGGGAAGCACACAUUCAGUUUCAGCACACAUUCAGCUUCAGGAGGCUACUCUGUGAUUUUUACAGUUGACUUCACAACCUAAGACUUACAACAUUCCUAGCUCAG